AUGCCACCAAACAGUGCCCAUGGCAAGUUGGACAGCGAGGAGACAAACGCAGCAGCGUGGCAAGCCACAAGAGGAGCUGUUACAGGAGCAGCAAGGUGGGGCAUCUAUUCUGCAGUCGCAGCUGGCAUUGCAUAUGCUUAUUCCCCAGUAUAUCGGGGCCUGACGGUUCAGUUCAAGGUCUUCCUCCAAAUGUCUGGUAUGAUAUUCGGCAGUGUCAUAGAAGCGGACGAACGCUUGCGUAUCUACGGCGAUCAGUCACGGCGUCAGAAAGUCAUGGCCCGGGACGCCGCUGUAUGGAGAAAGUACGAAGAGGAGUUUGAAAGUUUGGGUAUCCCUGGUGUUGCUAGCGAGGCUAGAACAAAGAAGGAACAGCAGCAGGAGAAGUGA
Molecule: messenger RNA, 387 nt
Organism: Aureobasidium vineae
Lineage: Eukaryota; Fungi; Ascomycota; Dothideomycetes; Dothideales; Saccotheciaceae
Source: the annotation of a GenBank genome assembly